This is a messenger RNA of Arabidopsis arenosa, 5644 nucleotides long. Lineage: Eukaryota; Viridiplantae; Streptophyta; Magnoliopsida; Brassicales; Brassicaceae. The record is from the annotation of a GenBank genome assembly.
CAUCCCAACACUUCUAAAACCCUAGCUAGGUCAUAAGAAAUCCGCAAGAUCUUUGUGGAUUUCGGUUAACAGAGAUGUUUCCUUCAUCCAAUUUCUCUUUAUCACCAUCGUCGCUGUUCUCAGCGUACGCAUCCUUAACCGGAUUCUUGAUGCUCUUUAGAUCUUUGUUCAAUGAUAUCGUACCAGAGAGGCUCCGAUCAUACAUCACCGACUUACUUAACCGGUUCUUCACUCCGAAAUCAAAGAAUCUGACUAUGGUUAUCGACGAGAUGAUCGGAUAUAAGAGGAACCAAGUUUUUGACGCGGCAGAGGUCUACCUCCGGAACAAAAUCGGACCGGAGACAGCGCGUUUACGAGUAGGUAAACUCCCAAAGCAUAAGCACUUCACAAUCUCGAUCGAGAAAGGCGAAGAGAUCUUGGAUACUUUUGAGAAUUGCGAGCUGAGAUGGACUUACAUUGAAUCAGAGAACGAGACAAGCAGAAAAGAGAAACGUUACUACGAGCUCACAUUCGAAAAGAAGCUUAGAGACAAAGUUAUGAACUCUUAUUUGAGCCACGUUGUAGCCGAAUCCGAGGAGAUUAAGAGGAAUCUGAGAGCGGUGAAGCUUUAUAGCAAAGAUGUGCGUGCGAGCAAAGAUGAUGAUGGAAUGGCUGGUGGGAAUUGGGGAUGUAUCAAUCUCGAGCAUCCGUCGACGUUUGAUACAUUGGCGAUGGACCCGGGUGCGAAGAAGAAGAUUAUCGAUGAUUUGGAGAGGUUUUUGAAGAGGAGAGAGUUUUACAAGAGAGUUGGUAAAGCUUGGAAACGAGGUUACUUGUUGUAUGGUCCUCCAGGAACUGGUAAAUCGAGUUUGAUUGCUGCUAUGGCUAAUUACUUAAAGUUUGAUGUGUUUGAUCUUGAUCUUAGUAGUAUUUAUGACAAUGCUCAACUAAAGAGCAUCUUGUUAUCAACCACGAAUCGUUCGAUUUUGGUUAUUGAGGAUAUUGAUUGUAGUAGUGCCGAGGUGGUAGAUAGGGAAGCUGAUGAGUAUCAAGAAUACGAAGAGGGUUAUUAUGGAAAGGUGACUCUAUCAGGGCUUUUGAAUUUCAUUGAUGGGUUAUGGUCAAGUUUUGGCGAUGAGAGAAUCAUCGUGUUCACGACGAAUCACAAAGAACGGCUUGACCCUGCUCUGUUACGUCCUGGAAGAAUGGAUGUGCAUAUCAACAUGUCUUAUUGUACUGGUCUAGGGUUUAGGACAUUGGUCUCUAACUAUCUCGGUUUAGAUGGCUUAAACCAUCCUCUCUGCCAAGAAAUCGAGGCGUUGAUCGAUUCUACUGAAGUUACUCCUGCUGAGUUAGCUGAAGAGCUAAUGCAAGAUGAUGAUACUGAUGUUGUUCUUCGUGGAGUAGUUAGCUUUGUUGAGAAUAGAAAGUUCGAGACAACCAAAACCAAGGAGCUGGAGGACGAAAAACACAAUGUUUCUUCUACGAAUGGAUCGAAGAAGAAAAAAGCAUCGUCGAUGUUCACAGCGUACGCAUCCUUAAUCGGAUUCUUGAUGCUCUUUAGAUCGAUGCUCAAUGACAUCGUACCAAAGAAGCUCCGAUCUUACAUCUUUGACUUACUCGACCGUUUCUUCACCCCGAAAUCGAAGAAUCUCACUUUGAUUAUCGACGAGAUGGUCCGAUAUAAGAGGAACCAAGUUUUUGACGCGGCGGAGAUGUACCUCCGUAACAAGAUCGGACCCGAGACAUCACGUUUACGAGUCGGUAAGCUCCCUAUGCAGAAGCACUUGACAAUCUCGAUCGAGAAAGGCGAAGAGAUCUUGGAUACUUUCGACAACUCUGAGGUGAGAUGGAGUUUCGUUGAAACAGAGAACGAGAAAACAGAGAAAGUGAAACGUCACUACGAGAUCACAUUCGAGAAGAAGCUUAGAGACAAAAUCAUCAACUUUUAUUUAAACCAUGUUUUAGCCCAAGGGGAUGAGAUUAAGCAGAAUCUGAGAGUGGUGAAGCUUUAUAGCCGAGAUGUUGGUAGGACCGAUGACGACAGUGGAAUGGCUGGUUCGGAUUGGGGAUGUAUAAAUCUUGAACAUCCUUCCACGUUCGAUACAUUGGCGAUGGAUCCGGGCGCGAAGAAGAAGAUCAUCGAUGAUUUGGAGAGGUUUUUGAAGAGGAGAGAGUUUUAUAAGAGAGUUGGUAAAGCUUGGAAACGAGGUUACUUGUUGUAUGGACCUCCAGGAACUGGUAAAUCGAGUUUGAUUGCUGCGAUGGCUAACUACUUAAAGUUUGAUGUGUUUGAUCUCGAUCUUAGUAGUAUUCAUGACAACUCUGACCUCAAGAGUGUCUUGUUAUCAACCACGAAUCGUUCGAUUUUGGUUAUUGAGGAUAUCGAUUGUAGUGCCGAGGUGAUAGAUAGAGAGGCUGAUUCUGAUCAAGAAGACGAAGAGAGUAAUGGAAAGGUGACUCUAUCAGGGAUUCUGAAUUUCAUUGAUGGGUUAUGGUCGAGUUUUGGGGACGAGAGAAUCAUCGUGUUCACGACGAAUCACAAAGAACGGCUUGAUCCUGCUCUGUUACGUCCUGGAAGAAUGGAUGUGCAUAUCAACAUGUCUUAUUGUACAGGUUUAGGAUUUAGGACAUUGGUCUCUAAUUACCUAGGGUUAGAUGGCUUAAACCAUCCUCUUUGUGAGGAAAUCGAGGCGCUGAUCGAUUCUACUGAAGUUACUCCAGCUGAGUUAGCGGAAGAGCUGAUGCAAGACGAUGAUACUGAUGUUGUUCUUCGUGGAGUAGUUAGCUUUGUUGAGAAGAGGAAGGCUGAGAGAAGCAAGACAAAUCUUGACGUAUGUGUUUUGGAGAGACCCAAUGUGUGUUCUUUUAAAAAGAGGAGUUGCUCCAAGUUGAGUUGUUCCUUGACGAAGAAGAGAAGAAGUAGCAAAGUGAUGUCCGUGGAGAUCUUUGAGGAUGAGCAUGACGCGGAGGAGGUAAAGGCGGUUGAUGCAUUCCGCCAAGCGCUUAUUCUCGAUGAACUACUUCCGGACAAACAUGAUGAUUACCAUAUGAUGCUUAGGUUUUUGAAGGCUAGAAAAUUUGAUCUUGAGAAAACCAAACAAAUGUGGUCUGACAUGCUCCGAUGGAGGAAGGAGUUUGGUGCUGACACAGUUAUGGAGGAUUUUGAAUUUAAGGAAAUAGAUGAAGUGUUGAAAUACUACCCUCAAGGACACCAUGGAGUCGACAAGGAAGGAAGACCAGUGUACAUUGAGAGGCUAGGUCAAGUAGACUCUACCAAGUUGAUGCAAGUCACAACCAUGGAUAGAUAUGUGAACUACCAUGUGAUGGAGUUUGAGAGGACUUUCAAUGUUAAGUUCCCAGCAUGCUCCAUCGCGGCAAAGAAGCACAUUGAUCAAAGUACAACAAUUCUUGAUGUCCAAGGAGUGGGGCUCAAAAACUUCAACAAGGCAGCAAGGGAUUUGAUUACACGUCUUCAAAAGGUCGAUGGCGACAACUAUCCAGAGACCUUGAACAGGAUGUUUAUCAUCAAUGCUGGCUCAGGAUUCAGGAUGUUGUGGAACACGGUUAAGUCCUUCCUUGACCCAAAGACUACAGCAAAGAUCCAUGUUCUUGGCAACAAGUACCAAAGCAAGUUGCUUGAAAUAAUUGAUGCUAGUGAGCUGCCUGAGUUUCUGGGAGGUUCUUGUACUUGUGCUGACAAUGGAGGUUGCAUGCGCUCAGACAAAGGGCCAUGGAACAAUCCAUAUAUUAUGAAGAGAGUUAAUAAUGGUGACCACAAGUGCUCAAAGAGAUCUCAAGCUGAAAAUGCUGCAGAGAAUACUAUCUCUCAGGGAAAUGACUCUGCAGUUGAGGAAGCUCCUGAAACUGACCAGUCACAGCUCUCUCCUUGUCAAAAUGUUGUGGUUGCUCAUCCAGCUUGGAACAUACCAGAAGCUCACAAAUUUUCCCUCUCAAAAAGGGAUGUUUACGCUAUUCAAGAAGCAUGCAAAGCUACAAAUGAAAGUGGGAGGUCUCCUAUUUUCACUGGAGUCAUGGCUUUUGUAAUGGGUGUAGUCACCAUGAUUAAAGUGACUAAAAACGUACCAAGGAAGCUAACCGAGUCAACCAUAUACUCUAGACCAGUUUACUGCGACGACAAUUCGAUGAACAAAAGCUCGAUGCAUGCGGGGAAAAUGGCAGCAACAACCAUCUCAGGGGAUGAUUUCAUGGCGGUCAUGAAACGAAUGGCUGAGCUUGAGCAGAAAGUCACAAUAUUGAGUGCACAGCCAAUAACUAUGCCUCCUGAAAAGGAAGAGAUGCUUAAUGAUGCCAUUAGCCGAGCCGAUUUCUUGGAACAAGAACUUGCUGCAACCAAGAAGGCUCUUGAUGAUUCUCUUGGCCGACAAGAGGACCUUGUGGCAUACAUUGAGAGAAAGAAGAAGAAGAAGAAGCUGGUUCGUGUUCAAAUUCACUUGGUGAGAGAGGAAUAUGAGGAAGAAGAAGCCUCUAGUGGAGUUACAGGUCGCCAAUGCACUCAUAGAGAAAUGGCGAUGUUAGUUGAGCCACCAAAUGGGAUUAAACAACAAGGGAAACAUUACUACUCAAUGUGGCAAACAUUGUUCGAAAUCGAUACUAAGUAUGUUCCAAUUAAACCUAUUGGAAGAGGAGCUUAUGGUGUGGUUUGUUCUUCAAUCAAUCGUGAGACUAAUGAGAGAGUUGCUAUUAAAAAGAUUCACAAUGUGUUUGAGAAUCGUGUUGAUGCUUUGAGAACGUUGAGGGAACUUAAGCUUCUUAGGCAUGUGAGGCACGAGAAUGUUAUCGCGCUUAAAGAUGUUAUGUUGCCUUCUAAUAGAUCCAGUUUUAAAGAUGUUUAUUUGGUUUAUGAGCUAAUGGAUACUGAUCUUCAUCAGAUCAUUAAAUCCUCUCAGCCUCUUUCUGAUGAUCACUGCAAAUACUUCUUGUUUCAGUUGCUUAGAGGAUUGAACCAACAAGAAUCGGAUAUUCGGUUCAUAGACAACCCGAAAGCUCGAAGGUUUAUAAAGUCUCUUCCUUUCUCAAGAGGAACUCAUCUCUCCAAUCUCUACCCGCAAGCCAAUCCUCUAGCUAUAGAUUUGUUACAGAGGAUGCUCGUGUUCGAUCCAACGAAAAGAAUCUCGGUAACCGAUGCACUCUUACACCCGUACAUGGCGGGGCUGUUUGAUCCUGGAUCCAAUCCACCUGCACAUGUCCCAAUCUCUCUGGACAUAGACGAAAACAUGGAGGAACCAAUGAUCAGAGAGAUGAUGUGGAAUGAGAUGCUUUAUUACCACCCUGAAGCUGAAAUCGCAAACACCUAAAUCAUCCAUCAAGAGUAAGUUUUUUUUUCUUCCAGUUUUCUUCUUUUUAAAAUGCAGCUUUGAUGUUAUGUUGUUAUAUAGCGAGUCCACAAACAUCUGGUUUGAUUUAGUUGCAGUGAGUGAGUAGUAGUAACAAAGUUUGAAAAGUGGCUCUCAGUAUCUUACCACUUUGUAAAUGUGACUGUUUGUUACUAAAGUAAGUUAAGGCUUGUUUUUGUUACAUUAUCUUUGAGUUGAUGAGUUUACUUCAGAUUUUCAGACCAAAAAUCUUCUAUUUUGUAUAGCUUUGCCAUUGCCCACUUGCCAGCCCCACGAAAUAAUUGUUUAAAUAAAAGUGUAGAUGUUAU